AUGGCCAACACAAUCAACAGUGUGUAUUCACUAGUUUUGGAACGUGAGUUAGACAAAUUACACCAAGAAACUGGAAUAGCAUCACUCUCAUAUUUAGGUUCUCAAGUAUCUCGGGGAAUAGCUGAAGUUCGAAGAGCCUACCUAGUUAAAUCUCUUAGGAGUGGAACAACUUUUGUGGACUAUGGAGAUGUAAGAAACCGUAUAGCUUACUUAUACAAGUUUGCUAUGUUUCAUACUGCAAUAGCAGAAUAUCUUUUUACGUUUCUAUACAAUACAUCUGUUUUAUUCCAAGAGACAAUCAUCAAACGUAGCUCUACACUGAAAAUCUGUUCCAUAGGAGGAGGUCCAGGGAGCGAAAUGUUUGGAAUAAUACUAGCCCUACAGAAACUUUUCCCUCCAGACACAAUCCAUGCUACUGUAAUUGACAUUUGCGAAGCCUGGAAAGAAACGUUUUAUUUCCUGCUAAUUGUUUUAGAAGCUCAACUGAAGGACUUGGACUUUAAGCGCAAAAGUCUCGUCUGUGAAGAUUUAUUUAACAGAGUGUGGUCGUAUGAAAUAGAAGAAGAAAUUACAAGUGCAGACAUCGUUACUAUGAUGAAGUUUGUUUCAACUAUAGCUUGGGAUGAACAAAUGUGCGAGCACGUGUUAAUGAGAAUCUUUCAACUCAUGAAGUUUGGAUCGUUUGUGGUUUAUAUUGAAAAUGCUGGGGGACAAAGUUUUAAUAUAGUCUCCAAAAUGGCCUCUAGGUGUGGAUUACGGGAGGUCAUCCAGCCCGUUAUCGGAAAACGAUUUAAGAGUUCUUUAAAGACAUUCGGGAUUUUAUCUGAAAUUCAAAGACAUGUUGGAAGUGGUCCUUUGAAAUCAACGACAGUCUCUUUUGCUGUUUGGCAAAAUAUUGGAAGCGAAAGUUUAUCACGGCAAACUCAGCAACGCAAUCCCUGUUAUGGAUCAAACUCAUUAAGUAGAAUGAUGAUCCGUCAGGAUUCUUGUUCUUCUCUGGAUGACAUUGAUUUAAGACCUCAACAAAGUACAAGCUACAAUAUCAAUACGAUAAUAAAUUCUGAUGACGAAGAUGACGAGAGUCUUGAAUCCCUUGAAGUCAUGUUGAUAAGAAGUACUACAUAUCCAAUGUAUAAACGAUCAAAUUUUCAGAAGUCCUUAGUUGAGCGUGUUUCACAACAAAUAUGGCAAUAUUGCACAAUCAUUUAACUGCCCAUAACUAACAAUGCCUUUGGAAGCAUUACAUUCAGAAACACGUCAAAAGGUUUCCGCUGUUUUUAGUGUUCCCAAAAUUCGCGAUGUUCUGUGAAGAAAUGUUGAUCAUUGUGGCUUGACAGUAUCAUAGAUUAAAAAUAUAUUAACUUUCUAUGUAAAUUUCAGUGUUAAUUAAUACUUUGGUAACUGACUAUGAUCCAAGUACUUUCCGGAAAGUGA
Molecule: messenger RNA, 1434 nt
Organism: Limulus polyphemus (Atlantic horseshoe crab)
Lineage: Eukaryota; Metazoa; Arthropoda; Merostomata; Xiphosura; Limulidae
Exons: 2
Coding region: 1-1209 (402 amino acids)
Source: RefSeq, a predicted model, not a curated record